Messenger RNA from Monomorium pharaonis (pharaoh ant), 2589 nucleotides. RefSeq lists its product as uncharacterized. The transcript has 2 exons. The record is from RefSeq and is a predicted model, not a curated record. Bases 29 to 1849 code for a protein of 606 amino acids. Lineage: Eukaryota; Metazoa; Arthropoda; Insecta; Hymenoptera; Formicidae.
UUAUCGUAAUUAUAAAAAUAAAGACAAAAUGCACAAAAUUAAAUAUGUAAAAGACAUUAUACAAGAUUUGGAAAACUAUGGACCAGCUAGUUUAAUACACAUUGCUAUUCUGAGUAACAUACUUAAAAGACGCAUUAAUAUAUGGAAUGCUAAUGGUAAUUCAAAUAAGAUCAUCGGAAGAAAAAAAUUGGGACCAUCUAUAGAUAUUGAAUAUCACGCGAAUAAUUCUGAACAAAUUGGUCACUGGACCCUAAGAGGUAGCAAAGAUCCCGACAACGUCACUAUUGAUUUAAACAGCUGCCUUUUUUCGGUGAUUGGUUCUCAAAUCGGGCAAGAUCCAUUAAAACUUCGUAAGUGGACUGUAUUAAAACUAGAGAACGAUUCUCAGAGUUUGGCUAAAUGGCUAGACAAAAUUCAGUGGAAGGGCAGUGCAGGAGUAUUCCUUAUGAUUGGCGGAGUAAACGGACAUGGACCCGAAAGUCCGAGAACAAAGUCCGAAGAAGUAAGGUACUCAAAAAGAUACCCAGCACACAGUCAGAAAGAAGACGCUAGACAGCUUCUGGAAGAUUCAGAGAACAUAGAAGGCGAAGGUGAUGUUGGUGACGAUAAACAUGAUCUAAUAGGACAUUCUAGAGAGCAGCAUGUUGUAGGAGGAAGAAAUGGAGGUGUCGCAACUUAUACUAGGAUAAAUAAAUGUGCGGCAACAUAUGCUUUUCAGAGUGAACAAGACCAAGACUAUGCCCUUCAUAGAGCAUUGCUAUCAAAAUCGGGUCAAGAAGCACUACAUAAACUUGACAAUUCCAUUAAGUCAGACGCAAAUAUACCUGUUUCAGAAUUAAAAGAACAAGAUGUCCCAUUUCCUAAAGGAAGCUAUUGGUAUGUGGGAAACAUGGUACGUGAUUCAAUAGAAAUGGAUAGUGUCGUAUUAAAAUUAAGACAUCAUAUAGAUAAACGAAGCGAAGAAAAUGCAAAGCCUCAUAUAGUUUCUAUUUACCCAUUCUUUAAACAGGAAAAAACAAUAACGUGUUUCAAAGGAUAUCGUCUAUAUCGUGAUUAUAUACAAAAACUAACUAAACAAAAAUUUGUCCUUUCAUCUACAUUUGAAAAACUUAAAGAAAUUCUCACAGAAGAUGGAUACUCAAUAAGAUACCCAUCAUCUAACACGAUAGAAAACGCUAAACAGAUUCUGGACAAUUCAGAGGGCAAAUCCUGCGAAGAUGAUCCUCGCAAUCCAAAAACUGAAGAUUUUAGAACAGGCCAUGCUAGAAGCAGGCAUGUCGUAAAAAGAAGCAAUGGUGUCAAUGGUGUCGAAGCUUAUACUAGAACACAUAGAUGUGAAACAAAAAGUGCUUUUCAGUCAGAAGAAGAACAAAACUAUAUCCUUCAUAGAGCAUUGUUAUCAGCAGAGGGUCAAGUAGGACUAGUUCUUCUUAACUUAAGAUUCUAUUCAGAAAUCGGUGUAAAAGCUUCAAGAUUAUCAGAAUCAAAUGGCUCAUUUCCUAAAGGAAGCAACUGGCAUAAUGGAAAAAAAAUAAAUGAUGAAGAAAUCGAAAUGGUCCAUAUAUAUUUAGGACAUCAAAAAGGUGAAAGCAAGAACAAUAGUGCAGAACCUUUUGUAAUAAAUAUGUUCCCAAGAUUGAAAAAUAAAACAAAAAAGGUAAAAAACAAAAAGAACAAGAAGGUGCUCAAGCUGCUCCUGAAACUGCUUCUGCAACUACAUCUAAACCUGUUUCCAAAACUCCUCCUAAACGUGCAACUGGAGCUACUCCUAAAAUUCGUAAAACUGCUCCUAAAACUGCCUCUCCAACUACAUCGAAACCUGCUUCUAAAACUUCUAAAACUGCUCUAAAAACUGCUACUGGAACGAUUCGUAAAACUGGCCAUGUAACUACUCCUGAAACUGUUCAUAAAAUUACUCCUACAACUUCUCAUAAACCUACUCCUAAAAGUACUCGUAAAUCUACUUCCAAAAUUACUCGUAAAACUGCUCCUUAAAUUACUCCUAAAACUGCUUUUUAAACUGCUCCUAAAACAAUAGAAAUAAGGGGAAAUUCUAACUGUGGAACUCCGAAUGAGGAGCGAGUUGCAAGAAAGGUACUUGUAAGCGCGGGGGCAUGAUAUCACGCGGCAACUGUCAGAAUACACAUACAUAUGUAUAAAAAUACACAUGUAAUACAUAUAAAAUAUAAAGUAUUUAUAUAAAUAUAAAAAUGCAUUGGCAUUUUUUUUACAAGCUUAAUGUGUCGUAGUCAAACAGGUACUAACAGUAAAAAAGAAACCGUAUAAUUUUGUACAAUAAUACUUGAUUUAUCAAUAAAAAACCAUUAUAAAACCAUUAUAAAAAAAUGAUACGGGUCAAAAGUAAGAUGAGAAGACAAAUGAGAAGCAUUUUUAUCCUUACAAUCUUACUUCUAGCCUUACCUUUACAACCACCGUCACAACACAAAUGAACGCAUAAAUUGUACAAAAAAACGUCGAGUAUAAAUCGUUUAAUAAUGAAUGUAAUAUAUUGAUUAUAAAACUGAUUAAUUAUAAAAUAAAAAGAAAUAAAAUGUAUUAAUAAAACGAGCAAUAAAAUUGGGAACCGCU